Molecule: messenger RNA, 4056 nt
Organism: Neurospora hispaniola
Lineage: Eukaryota; Fungi; Ascomycota; Sordariomycetes; Sordariales; Sordariaceae
Exons: 4
Coding region: 1-4056 (1351 amino acids)
Biological process (GO): DNA-templated transcription; regulation of DNA-templated transcription
Molecular function (GO): DNA-binding transcription factor activity, RNA polymerase II-specific; zinc ion binding; DNA binding
Source: RefSeq, a predicted model, not a curated record
AUGGGCGGUAUAUCCUCUUUCCCACCGUCAAACGCACAUCGGCAACAGAAUAACUUCCGACGAACAAGUGUCGCCUCGUCCAUAACCACGGCCACGCUAGACGACGACCAGAUGGUCACCCCAAUGUCCACUCCACGAAGUCUUGACCCCAACAGCAGCAACAACCUCUACGGACCGGGACCAUCCAGUAUGGGUCUCGACAUGGGAAUGCUCGGAGUCGGAGUCGGGGGAGGGAAUAUAAACGGGCUACUAGGCGGCAUUGGAUCCGGAAUGGGCAGCAGCAGCAGCAACAGCAGCAGUCAACAACCCAUCAUCACCUCAUCCGCCCAAAUGAACAACAACAACAAUAACAACAACAUCAUGUCCAUCGCCACAGGCAUGUCCGGGAUAUCCACCAAUUACCCCCCCAGCAACCUCCCCCCUCUCCCCAACAUGCCCAUUUCCAUGCCCAUGCCCAUACCCAUGGUACCCAUAUCCAGUAUGUCCAGCCUAACCAGUACCCUACCUCUACCUCUAUCCAACAACAACAACAACAACAACCUCUCUGGCCCACACCACCACCGCCCUCUCUCCCAACACACCGGGGGCCAACACACCGGAGGCCAAAAACCCAUUCGCCGACGCAUGCGCAUGAUCACCUCGUGCCUCGAAUGUCGUCGGCGCAAACUCAAAUGCAACAAGUGCAAACCGUGCGUCAACUGCCAGAAAUUCAAUCGCGAAUGUCUCUACCUAGGUCCCAAACUAGACGAAGCUUCCCAGAUGCGAUUAACAGAGAUCAAAGAGCAGGUUGGGUCCUUGGAACGGGCGUUGGAGAGGGAUGUUGCCAAGGGCGCUGCUUCUGUUUCUUCAGGUGGAUAUAGAGGAGAAGGGAUCAGGAUGGGAAUGGGUGGGAUAAUGGGUGUGGGGGGGAGGAGGAGGGGGAGUGGUGUUUCUACUUGGGGGGAUAAUAGCAUAAGAGGAAAAAGGGGGGGAGAUGGAAAUGGAAAUGGGGAGGGGGAUGGGGAUGGGGACGGGGAUGAUGGAGAGGGAGAAGAUUACGACGGGGCAGAGGGAGAAGGGGGAGAACAUGAAGAGGGAGAGGAAGACUUGGAGAUUACGCCGUUGGUGACGAAUGAUGUGGCGUAUGAUGAGAAUGAGACGGAUGAUGUGAUUGAUUUGGGGAUACAGGUGGGUAAGAUGAGGAUUACGGAAAGGAUUGGGGGGAUGAGUAGGCCUAGGUUGGCGGAGGAGAUCCAAGUCGGCAUUGGAAGUCCUCGUAUGGGGAACGCGUCCAACCCAAACGGGGUGCAGCAGCAGCAGCAGCAGCAGCAGGUAGACACAGACAUGAGCUACGCGGAUGCCAACAACAUCCCAGGAUACCACGCCAUAAUCGACCAAGACGGAAACGUAACCGAACACGUCCCGGACUUCCUCCGUCCUAGUGCGGCAUACAUUCCUCCUACCAGCGGCUUCUUCUUUGGGCAAACUGGCCACCCCCCUUCGCUCAUCCACUUCCUGCCAGACAAGUUCAUCGGUGACGGGCUCGUGGCUCGAUACUUUGCCGCCGUGCACCCCAUUGCUCGAUGUGUCCACAAGCAAUCCUUCGAGACCCUGUAUGACGGGUUCUGGCUGGAGGUGCUCAACAACAUCGAGCCGAGGGCGUCGGUGCAGGCGGUGGUAUUUGCUGCCUGGUUCAGUGCCUGUGUGAGCAUGGAGGAGGAGGAGGUGCAGAGGGAAUUUGGGUGGUACAAGACGCAGUUGCUGGAGAAGAUGAAGAUUGGGACGGAGAGCGCGCUGGCGAGGGCCAACUUUUUGAGGACGACCAAGGUCGAGACACUGCAGGCUUUUGUCAUGUACAUGAUACCCCUCUGCAGAGAAGAAGUCUCCCGGGCUCACUCCGUCCUCGUCGGCGCCGCCGUCCGCAUGGCCGAAUGCAUGGGCCUCCAUCGGGACGGUGAAGCCUUUGGUCUCAACCCCUUGGAAACCCACGUCCGUAGACUCAUCUGGCACCAGCUCUGCUUCCUCGACAUCCGGACCUGCGAAGCUCAAGGUCCCAAGCCCACCAUCCGACGAGACGACUAUGACACCCGCCUUCCCCUAAACUGCGAAGAAGACGCCUUCGUCAACCAUCCCGGCUACCCUGUCGUCCCACAAGACCACCAAUGGACUUCAUCCCUGCUGACCAUCAUGCGCUUCGAAGUCAACGAGAUGAUGCGCAUCAUCUGGUCGGACCGCCGCAAGCUCGAGGCCCGCAAGAUGGAUCUCACGCCCGUCAUUGCCAAAAUCGAAAACUUCCGCAAGCGCAUGGUGGAAAAGUACACAACCUUGUUAGACGACCGAGUUCCCAUCCAGCAAUACGCCCGAUAUGUCAUGAACCUGCUCAUCUACCGACUCCACGCCAUGGUAUUGCACCCCUACCACAGCAACACGGCCCACCCGCUUCCCGAGCGCCUGAACGGGCUGCUAGUCGAAAGCGGCAUCCUGAUCAUCGAGCACUCCAUCGCGCUCGAGACCACGCCCGAGUUCCGCGACUGGGCAUGGUACCUGGGUGCCUACCAGCAGUACCAAAUCGCGCUUUUGCUCGCGACCGAGAUUUAUUAUCGGCCCAACAACACCAAAGCGGAUCGCAUCUGGGCGUGUCUGGACUGGGUCUUCCAGCUUGAGUGCGAGAUGCCGAGACAAGAGAAGAGCUUGCGGAUCUUGACUGAGAUCAUGAGCAAGACGAGCGUGUACACGAGCAUGCGCAAGAUGCGGGCCCCAACGAACUUGGUCAGGGCGGUGCCGGGCAAGCAGGCCAUUAAGGAAUCGCCUCCGCCGCCUACGCCGAUAAUGAUGCAGACGUCGUCGCAGCAGCAGCAGCAGCAGCAGUCGUAUGACGCUCAUCAGCAGGCUCAGCAUCAUCAUCAUCAACAACAAAUGAUGAUGCAACAACAGCAGCAGCAGCAGCAACAACCCCUAGUUCUCAAACAGGAACCCGGCCUCCAAACACCGACCAUGCCUCCAUCCUCUUCCAUGUCCAUGUCCGCCGCCGCAGCCAUGGCUUCCAUCAACAUCCUCUCUCUUCCAAACUCAAGCAUGAACGGCUCUCUCUCCCCGGCCGAACAGCACCACCAUCAACAGCAACAGCAGCAACAACAACAGUUGCUCCUCCUCCAACAGCACCACCACCACCAAGUGCAACAUUCCCAACACGUACAAUCCCAACACCACCCGCAGCACCCACAGCAGCAGCAGCAGCAGCAACAUCACCAGUCCCAUGUACACGUGCAGCAUCAUCAACAAAACCAAUGGCCCCCCUCUCAACAACCCCACUGGCACAACAAUACCGACACCAACAAUAACAACAACAACAUGCCGCCACCCAACAUGGUGUACGCAGGGGUCUCGGACGGCGCUGUCCUUUGGGGGUUGCCGCCUGGGAAUAGUAAUAACCCGGGGAGUCCGGAGAACAGUAGUAGUAGUGAUGGGGGGAGUGUGGUGAAUCAUGCUCAUGGUCAUGGUCAUGGAGGGGGGCAAGUAGGUGGGCAACCAGGAGGGGGGAGGAAUGGGAGUGUUGUUGGGGGUGGGGGUUCUAGUGCCUCUAUUGCUGGUAAUGGGAAUGGAAAUGAGGGUGGUGGUGGUGGUGGUGGAGGUAAUGGUGGAAAUAAUAGCAGCAGCAGUCGUGGUGCUGCUGGUGCUACUGGUGGUAGUGGAGGAGGAGGGUCAGGCAGAGGAAAUGGAGGAAGUGGAGGAAAUGCGGGCGGGACGAUAGGUGGUGGGAUAAAUGUUGAUUGGAACCUAAUCGAAUCCCUCUUCCCCACCCACCCCGAAACAGGCCAACCAUCUUUCCAAGCCUUUGCCGAGCCAGUCAUUUCCUUUGUGGACGGCGUUCCGGUUCCCACCAUGCCUUCUUCUUCUUCUUCUCAGCAGCAACAUCAACAGCAGCAGCAGCAACAGCAGCAACAGACACUACAACAGUCGGGAACAUCGUCGGGAUCGGGAUCGGGAUCGGGAGGGCAUAAGUUACCAGUCAGGGUGGGAACAGGGCAAGGACAAGGACAAGGUCAUGGACAAGGGAGGAUGAAAGGGGAGGAAUAG